Messenger RNA from Cuscuta europaea, 1471 nucleotides. NCBI's taxonomy places the organism in Eukaryota, Viridiplantae, Streptophyta, Magnoliopsida, Solanales, Convolvulaceae. The record is from the annotation of a GenBank genome assembly.
AUUCAAAACCAAUAUGUCCACUCUAGCACCCUCCGGUCCGGCGCUGGUUAGCAUAUGAGUACAAUCUCACUCUCCCACUACACAGAACAAACCAAUCCUCCAUGAAAAUCCUCAUGCUUCACCACUACAACCACUAUACUCCCAAACUUCCUCGACUUUCCAAAACUACUCUUCAUCCACGCACAUUAAAUAUCUGCCCGACUCGGUUUCUUUCUCCAUCACGUGAUUCUAAGACAGACAAUUCCUGCAGUUUCACUAAUUCCAGGUUCAGUUAUCUCAGGGCAUGGACUGCCCAGAGUCCAAAUUGGAGCAGCAAAGAAGAGCUAAGCUGCUCAGGGGAUGCUGAGGGGUAUGAUUACUUGGCGAAAGAUGGUGCCGUUUUCCAGAAGACUCUCAGGCUUGUAGAGACCGCCAUGUUCGCUGCUGUUUCUGGGUUAGCUUAUCUAUUGAGCAAUUCUCUUGCAAUUGAGAAUUACUUUGGAUGUUUUUUUGCACUACCCAUAGUAAUAUCUUCCAUGAGAUGGGGUGUUGCCGCAGGAAGAAAAACUAUGGUGGCAACUUUUGUGCUAUUGUUUGUCCUGUCUGGACCCGUGAAAGCAGUUAACUAUGUGCAAUUUGCUGAUAGUAUGUUCAAGUUACUGAUUAGUUCGCUUCUUCUUCCUCUCCUUCCCUUACCCAGCUAAUGCACGGCUUACUUGGUUUUACUAUGGGUUCUUUAUGGAGGUUUCGCACUAGUUGGAUGCAAUCAAUCUUCUUUUGUGCAAUUGCUCGGGCAAUAGGUGCUAUAGGGUAUGUGCUAUUGUCUUCAUUUUUAAUAAGGGAAAACAUACUCCAACUGAUUACCAUAAAUAUCCAUGCUUCCCUCUCAUACAUUCUCACAUCCAUAGGAAGCAAUUCAAUUCCAACAAUGGAUGUCAUAUACACUAUUUUUGGGACUGUGCUUCUUAUCAACUCCACUUUCUUUGUGUUAUUGCUACACAUUCUGUAUGCGAUCUUCUUUGCCAAGUUCGGGAUGAAGGCUUCAUUGAGACUGCCAAAAUGGGUGGACGUUGCAAUAUAAUAUGGCAUCAGAAGGACAAACCUGCUAAUGAAGCCUUGUUUUUUAUGGGGUGUCUAAUUUGCAUUCGAAUGACAAACUUCAAGUAAAUAAGGGCGAUGAUAUUACUCUGUAUCAAUUAACCCUACCUGUGAGUGAUGUGGUGCCGUCAAAAUCGUGACACACUGAUGGUUGGUGUAAGCAAAUCGGCUGGUGGGUUCACUGAUGGGCGAUGCCCAAAGUGAGCAAUGAGGGGAAACUUUUGUUUUUGUAUUAUACGGGAGUAUAUACUAACAAAAAAGAUUUUUUUGCCACUUGAUCCCAUUAUUAGAAUGUAUUAAGUCUCAUAUAUUUAUUCCUCUUCUUUAGACAGUCUCAUUUUAGGUGCAUCAUUUAUUUGUGAUCAUGUCAAAAAUAUAAUAACCUUACUUUGAC